Messenger RNA from Fonsecaea nubica, 1428 nucleotides. RefSeq lists its product as hypothetical. The coding region runs from base 1 to 1428 and encodes 475 amino acids. NCBI's taxonomy places the organism in Eukaryota, Fungi, Ascomycota, Eurotiomycetes, Chaetothyriales, Herpotrichiellaceae. Gene Ontology annotation, cellular component: plasma membrane. The transcript is spliced from 3 exons. Gene Ontology annotation, biological process: transmembrane transport; sulfite transmembrane transport. The record is from RefSeq and is a predicted model, not a curated record. Gene Ontology annotation, molecular function: sulfite transmembrane transporter activity.
AUGGUCGAAACUCCCGACGACGAGGACGCCAGAAUCGAGCGCAUGGCGUCCAACAACCCUGCCAUGACCAUCCCCACCAGCCAGCUGGUGUCGCGACCAGACUUCAACCGCCUGCGCUCACGGAGCAGCAAUACCCAGACACAGACCCCGAAAACCAUGCGCAGAUCCGAUCCUUCAGGCGACGCCGAGUCCAUCACCACCGUGUCCAAGUCGAUGUCGACGUCGCCCGAGGCUCCGCCCUCUAAGUACGACGUCGGCUGGCGGCGUGUGGUCCGCAACUUCUCGCCCUCGUGGUUCAGUGUGACCAUGGGCACGGGCAUCUGCUCGCUCCUGCUGAUCACCAUUCCCUUCCAGGCACGCUGGCUGUACUGGCUUUCGGUGGCGUUCUUCGUGCUCAACAGCGUCCUCUUCACCCUGGCCUUUCUCGCCUCUCUGCUCCGAUACACGCUGUACCCGGCCAUCUGGUCCGUCAUGAUCGCCGACCCCAACAAUUCGCUGUUCCUAGGCACCAUCCCCAUGGGCUUUGCCACAUUGGUUGAGAGCUGGAUCCUUCUGUGUUGUCCCUACUGGGGCUACUGGAGUGUGUGGGUCGCGUGGAUUGCGUGGAUGGUCGAUUCCGUCGUGGCCGUUGCCGUGACCGUGUCUCUCCCUUUCUUGUUGAUGAGCCAACGCGACUCGCAGGGCCUGGACAGGAUCACGGCGGCGCAACUGUUGCCGAUUGCAAGCACGAUCGUUGCUUCUGGAGCUGGAAGCAAGGUCGCUGAACUACUCAACUCCCCGGACCACGCGCUGGGGACGUUGAUAACUUCUUACGUUAUGUGGGGAAUGGCAACUCCCCUCGCCAUCACCGUGCUGGUAAUGUACUACCAGCGGCUCGUCCUGCACAAACUCCCACCGCGCGAGGUCGUCGUCUCGUCCUUCCUCCCCCUCGGCCCGCUCGGCAUGGGCGGCUACGCGAUCAUGUACCUGGGCAAAGUGUCGCGGGUGGUGUUCCCGCAGGUGGCGCUAUUCCACGACCUCCCCCUCGCGGGCGACGUCGUCUACGUGCUGGGCUUCUUCGUCGCCCUGAUCAUGUGGGGGUUCGGACUGUGCUGGCUCGUCUUCGCCCUCGCGACCAUCUACUCGACGCGCCCGUUCCCCUUCAACAUGGGCUGGUGGGGGUUCACCUUCCCACUGGGCGUCUACGCCAUCUCCACCGUCACCUUUGGCGUCGAGAUGCCCAGCAGGUUCUUCAAGGUCCUGGGAACCGUCUUCGCCGUCGCUGUCAUCCUGCUGUGGUGCGUCGUCGCCGCGGGAACCGCCAGGGGCGCUUGGUCCGGCCACCUGUUCUACGCCCCGUGUUUGAAGAACCUGCCUGCCCCGAGCGCCGACGAGGACGGGAACAGGGACGAGAGGAUGGUGGACACGGAGAAAUCGCCCGGGAAAUGA